This is a messenger RNA of Darwinula stevensoni, 435 nucleotides long. NCBI's taxonomy places the organism in Eukaryota, Metazoa, Arthropoda, Ostracoda, Podocopida, Darwinulidae. The record is from the annotation of a GenBank genome assembly.
AUGGCCCAGUUGGGUUUUGCUCUUGUGAUCACCCAAAUUGGGAAAGUGCGCACCAUGAAUCCCCAGUAUGAUGUCAUUGGGAAAGCAUUCGUGCAACAAUAUUAUGCCAUGUUUGACGACCCAGUCCAGAGGCCGAACCUCCUGUCCCUAUACAACGCCGAAGGAUCCCUCCUGACAUUCGAAGGAGCCCAGCACAUGGGAUCUGCGAAGAUCAUGGAGAAGUUUAGCGCACUGACCUUCCAGAAGAUCCAACACCACGUGACGACGGUUGAUUGCCAGCCCAUGUGGGAUGGCGGGAUUCUGAUCAAUGUCCUCGGGCAGCUGAAGACGGAUGACGACCCCCCUCACAGCUUUUCGCAUACGUUCAUCCUGAAGCCAAGCGAAACCUCCUUCUUCGUUCAGCAUGAGAUGUUCAGGCUCAACCUACAUUCAUAA